AUGGCCACUCACCUGGAGCUGCCCGCUGGUGGGAGGAUGCCCAUCCUGGGACUGGGGACCUGGCAGUCUCUGCAGGGGGCAGCCAGGGAUGCAGUGAAGUUUGCCAUCGACGUGGGGUACCGGCACCUGGACUGUGCCCACAUGUACCAGAACGAGAGCGAGAUCGGGGACGCGCUGCGGCAGAAAAUGGAGCAGGGCGUGGUGAGGAGAGAAGAGCUCUUUGUGGUCAGCAAGCUCUGGUCCACCUUCCACGAGAGAUCCCUGGUGAAGGAGGCGUGCCAGAAAACACUUGCUGCCCUCCAGCUGAAUUAUCUGGAUCUCUACCUGAUGCACUGUCCCAUGGGAUUCAAGGCAGGAGAGGAGCUAUUUCCUGCAGAUGGAAACGGCAUGAUCAUUCCCAGCGAUACAGAUUUUCUGGAUACGUGGGAGGCUAUGGAAGAGCUCGUGGAUGUGGGAAUGGUGAAGGCUAUUGGAGUCUCCAACUUCAACCACAAACAGAUCAAUCAGCUCCUGGGCAAACCAGGCUUAAGACACAAACCUGCAAACAAUCAGAUUGAGAGCCACCCCUAUCUUCCUCAGGAAGAGCUGAUUAAGUUUUGCCAAUCCAAAGGGAUCUCUGUCACUGCAUAUUGUCCCCUUGGAGCACCCAACUGGCCAGGGUCCAAGCCUGACCAUAUUUCCCUUCUUGAUGAUCCUCAAGUUAAGGAAAUUGCACUCAAGCACAACAAAACCCCAGCUCAGGUGCUUAUCCGGCUCCAAAUCCAAAGAAACGUGAGUGUCAUUCCUAAAUCCGUCACUCCUCAGCGUAUUGAAGAAAAUUUUAAGGUGUUUGACUUUGAGCUGACUGGAGAGGAGAUGGAGACCCUCCUUGGUUUCAAGAAGCGCUAUCGCAUCUGUGCGUUAAGCCAAUGCAAAAAUCACAAGGACUAUCCUUUUUUAGAAGACUGACAGAGACAUCAGCUUCAGAUCCUCUGGAGGAUCCAGACCAUUUAUUGUUAUUUCAAGCAAUUUGCAAUACUUUCUGCAUUAAGUCAUAGAUAGAAGGGGAAUAUGUAUUUAAAAAUGGGAGAAGGUAACUCACAGAUAUUCUGAAGAGUCAUCUUUGAACAUGGAUACAUUUGCUUCGCUUUUUAUCAACCAGUUUUCCUUUAUCUGCUCUUGUAACACGAUUUUCAGUUGCAGCAAAAUAUAUAUUCUCUCAUAAUUUAGUAAUGAUAAUGAGGUUUAAUAAAGCCAUAAAUUGGG
Molecule: messenger RNA, 1245 nt
Organism: Agelaius phoeniceus (red-winged blackbird)
Lineage: Eukaryota; Metazoa; Chordata; Aves; Passeriformes; Icteridae
Product: aldo-keto reductase family 1 member B1-like
Source: RefSeq, a predicted model, not a curated record